AUGCCGCAAUCGCACAAGAACCUUUCAUUCUUGCAGUACCACGCCGAGACGAAAGCCUGUGAUCAGUGCAAUCUUCGCAAGUUAAGAUGUGACAGACAACACCCUUGUCGUCGAUGCACGGAGAAGGACUUCACGUGCACAUUUGAUAAGAAACACAAGAGGAGGGGGCCGUUGGGCAGUCGGGUUGCGGAAAUAAGGAGGGAUCAAGGGACCAGUUUACAGGGCGGCUCGCCUCAGUCGCUACAUGGAGAAGAUGAUAGACAAUUUCCGUUGCCAUCGACCACUCGUUUUGAAGAUCAUCAGGAAUACGUCGACAGCUUAGAAGGCUCAGUCCAGACACCAAACUCUGGUGAUCAUCCAUCUCCCCCAGCGGUGCUCGCUGGAGGAGAGUCGUGGAGCGGUGUCGAAGCAACAGAUCCCAAUGCCGAACUCUACAAUAGCACCCCAAUUAGUCCUAGUAUUUUCUUGCCAGGUCAGGGCGAUUGGAGCUAUCCUGAAGCGGGACCAGAACAGAAGACACAGGAUGUAAACAUGGAUGUGUUCCAGGCGAUGCCGAACCUUGGCUUCCUUCUGACCUCAGACCGCCUCCUCCAGUCGUCAUCCCUGAACUCUUUCGACUUUCCACCCUUCAGCAUGCAGACCAAUAUCAACGACCCCGCAAUCACCAAUUGCUGCUGGCCCGCAAAUGUCAAUGAGUCGUUCUUGCUUCCGUUGAUAGACACCUACUCAACGAGGCUUUACGCCACAGCUCCGAUAUUCAAACGAUCCUAUCUCCAUCAGCGAAUGAUAGCUCAGGACCACCGGAGUUGUCCGCAAUUCGGCGCUAUGCUACUUGCCUUGGGUGCCUUCAUGCUCAUUCAGCCCAUUCUAAUCGACGAACGCAGCUCUAUAGCAUAUCGAGAGUCUCAAGCCCUCCAUUUGAUGGGCGAGGCAGCUAAGCUGCGGUGUAUCCCUAACUUCGGGCAGGAUCCAUCACUGGAAGCCGUCCUUACAAGUUACUUCUUAUUCGGCUGUCACUUUGGUCUAGGGCAGGAUAACGCAGCCUGGUUUCGACUCAAGGAAGCCGUUACGUUGGGCGAUAUGAUGGGACUGCAGGAUCCAAUAGCUUACUCUGGACUGAGCGAAGAAGAAAAGCGCCAGAGGUUACGGACCUACUGGAUUCUAUCAGUCACUGAACGAGCCUAUGCCCUUCAGCGCCAUCGAAAGAUUCAUCUUCGUCGACACCCAAGCCCAGUCAAAGACCCAAUCCCACAGAAUAACGACGAGGCGGAUGCCAAAACCGUCUCUGGCCUGAAGCGCAUGGUCGAAUUAUUCGACCUCAUAGACGAACGACUCGUUGACUGUUGGAAUGGGCACUGCGCCGCCGACAAAGAAGGCCGGUGUACCAUGUUCACGCGUGAAGACGCUGUCAAGUUCUACAAGAUCCAGUAUAUCACUCUCCAAUCCCAAAAUCUUUACACUCCCGCGAAUCAUUCUGCUAAACCUGGCAAUCCCACCGCCAUCCUGCCUGAAAGCGACACAUAUUUCGCCGACAGAUUGCCCGAGACUCAGGAAGUUGAUAUCUUGAUCAGUCGCCAGUGGCUGCACCAUCGAAUGUGGCAGCUUUGCCUGAAGCACGAGUAUCUCACUCAAAAUGACGAAAUGCCCGAAUUUCGAUUAGACUACAUUGCCACGAUUGCCCAGAAACUUCUACGAGUCUGUAGGACAUCGAGCCUAAGUAGUAUGGAGGUCCAUGGAGUUGGGCUUGUUGAGAAAGUUCAUAAUGUGGCAAUGUCUCUCGUUCGAUUCGCAACUGGCCAGAUCAACGAAACAGGAUCCGAUACGAACCAGGGCCUCCAGAGACAGAACGCCGGUCCAAAGAAUGCAGCUGUAUUAUCAUCUUCAGUUUCGCCGUCGCACACUAGAGAAUUGUUGAACGGAUUUCUCGCCUUCUUUGCACUUUUCAGAGGUGGCAGACAUCCAUACUUGCAGCCCUAUAUAAAAGUUAUGAGUACUAUCACGCCUGUACUUGAUGCAGAAGACCUGGAGGAAGAGUAUUUAAAGUAUUAA
This is a messenger RNA of Talaromyces proteolyticus, 2049 nucleotides long. RefSeq lists its product as uncharacterized. NCBI's taxonomy places the organism in Eukaryota, Fungi, Ascomycota, Eurotiomycetes, Eurotiales, Trichocomaceae. The record is from RefSeq and is a predicted model, not a curated record. The transcript is spliced from 5 exons. Bases 1 to 2049 code for a protein of 682 amino acids. Gene Ontology annotation, biological process: regulation of DNA-templated transcription. Gene Ontology annotation, molecular function: zinc ion binding; DNA-binding transcription factor activity, RNA polymerase II-specific.